Messenger RNA from Geodia barretti, 1103 nucleotides. Lineage: Eukaryota; Metazoa; Porifera; Demospongiae; Tetractinellida; Geodiidae. The record is from the annotation of a GenBank genome assembly.
UUAUAGGUUGAAAGUCUAGAGGGUCAGUGAGUACCUUUAGAGGGUAGGCCUGUCCUAUAAAAGGAGUUGCACUGACAGAAGGAAAGGAGCAACUCAGAAACUACUGAAAAUGGCCGGAUCUUCACAUCUUCUCCACACCUUGUACCUGGUGCUGUGCCUUGCAGCCAUGGCACUCCUUGCUCCACCAGAGACUGGCCAAGAGAUGCCCAGUGACUCUGUUUUCAACACUGAAGGCACGUCCAUAGAUGCAGCUCGCUACACUGAAGCGGUUCCAAGCAAUGACUUUUCUCUGAACAACAUCUCCAGCACCAUUGAGGAGAUACUUGCAGAGGCUCACGUUGAACGUCAGGGAGACUCUGACCUGAGUUCUCAGACCAGGUCUAAGAGAAGACCAUGUGCCUGUUCGUCGACCAUUGGGGCAUACGGAGGGAGACUGGGAACGGCAUUUGUUGAUGUGCCUACCAAUCACUGUGAUGUCCAAAUCACCGACAUCUGGAUACGCCAUGGUUCCAUUGUCGAUAGUAUACAAGUUCGGUACAGCUUCCCUGGUGGAAAUGUGCAAACAAAGCCUCGCCGAGGGGGAGGAGGAGGAGGGACAGCCACACACAUACGUAUUCCACAGGAUGGAAAGAUCAUGGGCGUAUUUGGAGGGGUUGGGAAUUUUGAAGGGCUAGUAAUAACACAGCUGAGGAUCCUGGUGCUUGAUGCUGGACAACAACCUCUGAUAUACGGACCAUAUGGCUCCAAUGCAGCCACUAAUGCCAGCACCUUUGCAGUUAUUGGAGACAUCAAGUCGAUAUUUGGGUACUACAGGGCAUACCUGGAUGGACUUGGUUUUUUCUAUGUGCCAUGGGGAGUGUGUGGAGGCCUUUGUACACUGAAUACUACACCAGGAUCAGGCUGAAAUGCUAAAGAAAGGGACAAACGACAAACUGAACUACUUGGACGUAGCUGCUAUAGAUUUAAGAUUUGUAUAUACUGGUGUGAGUUUGCAUUAUGUUGGAUGAAUACAUCAGCAUCUGAAUCACAUCACCAUUAGGUAUUCACAACUAUACCAAAAUGCGUUCUGUAGCUCUACACUGCAAGUAUCCGUGUAAAAAAGC